Ceratitis capitata (Mediterranean fruit fly) is the source of this 2228-nucleotide messenger RNA. It is a transcript of the gene Pgm1, whose product is annotated as phosphoglucomutase. The transcript has 6 exons. Gene Ontology annotation, molecular function: phosphoglucomutase activity; magnesium ion binding. Gene Ontology annotation, biological process: carbohydrate metabolic process. NCBI's taxonomy places the organism in Eukaryota, Metazoa, Arthropoda, Insecta, Diptera, Tephritidae. Gene Ontology annotation, cellular component: cytosol. The record is from RefSeq and is a predicted model, not a curated record. Bases 363 to 2042 code for a protein of 559 amino acids.
UCUUGAUAUGCGGCUGAUUUGAAUUUGUGUGUAUGUAAAUAAAAACCGGCUAUUUAAUUAAAUACAUUUAAAUUUAGAAUAACAAAUGAACUGUACUCAAAAUAGCUACAAUUUUGGAAUAGAUAACAACGGUUAUAAAAUAAGUUGUAGACACGUACAAAUUUUUUGCGCUAGCGCAAGUGGCUUUUCGUACGACCUUGAAUGACCUUGCAUGCGUGUAUUAUCAGUAAAUUGUGUGGCUUGGGGUAGUUUGUUUUUAGUAUUCGAGUGUAACAGACGUUCAUAGGUGGUCUAAUAAUAAAAACACACGUAUUUCGAGUUAAUUCUAUUUUAUUUUGAGAUUAUACAGAUAAUAAAUAAAUAUGUCGAAUAUUUCUGUAGUUUCUACAAAGCCGUAUGAAGGCCAAAAGCCAGGCACUAGCGGAUUACGCAAAAAGGUAAAAGUCUUCACACAACAAAAUUAUACUGAAAACUUCGUACAGUGUAUUUUGGAUGCAAAUGGUGCAGCUUUAAAUGGUUCUCUCCUUGUAGUGGGUGGUGAUGGGCGUUAUUAUUGUAAGGAAGCAGCCGAACUUAUUAUUCGUAUGUGUGCAGCGAAUGGGGUUGCUAAACUAUUGGUGGGCCAAAAUGGCAUACUCUCGACUCCAGCGGUUUCAAGCUUGAUUCGUAAUCACAAAGCGUUGGGUGGCAUCGUUUUGACUGCAUCACAUAAUCCCGGCGGCCCCGAAAACGAUUUCGGUAUUAAGUUUAACUGUGAAAAUGGUGGACCAGCACCAGAUGCGGUAACAAAUAACAUCUAUCAACUGUCCACUGCCAUUAAGGAGUAUAAAAUCGUCAAUGGUUUAGAAAUCGACAUCAGCAAAAUCGGUACCAACACAUACGACAUCAAUGGUAAGCCGUUCGUUGUUGAUGUCAUCGAUUCGGUGGCCAAUUAUGUCGCACAUAUGAAGGAGAUAUUUGACUUUGAGAAACUGCGCGACUUUGUUAGCGGCAAGACAUCUGGUAAACCGCUCAAAAUGCGUAUAGAUUCGUUGAACGGUGUUACAGGCUCGUAUGUACGUGAAAUCUUCCUAAACGCUUUGGGUGCAGCUGAGAAUUGUGUAGUGCAUACCAUACCGCUACCUGAUUUUGGUGGUUUGCAUCCCGAUCCGAAUUUAACAUACGCAAAGGAUUUGGUAGAAACAGUUGCGCAGGGUGAUUACGAUAUUGGAGCGGCUUUUGAUGGUGACGGUGAUCGCAACAUGAUCAUUGGCCAUCGCGCCUUCUUCGUAACUCCAAGCGACUCGUUGGCUGUUAUUGCAAAUAAUUUAGAAUGCAUACCAUAUUUCAAGAAAAAUGGUAUACAAGGCUUUGCAAGAAGUAUGCCAACAGCAUCGGCCGUUGAUUUGGUUGGUAAAAAGUUGGGAAAAGAGGUAUUUGAAGUGCCCACUGGUUGGAAGUAUUUCGGUAAUCUGAUGGAUGCUGGACGUCUGUGCUUAUGCGGCGAGGAGAGUUUCGGUACCGGCUCCAAUCAUAUACGUGAAAAGGAUGGCAUUUGGGCUGUUUUAGCUUGGCUCUCCGUUAUGCAACAUACCGGUAAGGGUAUUGAAGAUAUACUCAAAGAUCAUUGGGCCAUUUAUGGACGCAAUUAUUUCACACGUUACGACUAUGAGGAAUGUGAGUUGGAUCCUUGCAAUGAAAUGAUAGCAACUAUGGAGAAAAAUAUUACGGAUCCAUCAUUUAUCGGCAAAAGUUAUACGAGUGGUGGUAAGACGUAUAAGGUGAAAGUGGCGGACAACUUUAGCUAUACUGAUCCUGUGGACAAGUCACUUGCUACAAAGCAAGGCUUGCGCAUUGUAUUUGAGGAUGGUAGCCGUAUUGUUAUUCGAUUAAGUGGUACCGGCAGUUCAGGUGCUACCGUACGUUUGUACAUUGACUCUUACGAGAAGGAUAAUGUACUUGGCCUAGCUAGUGAAAUGUUGAAGCCAUUAAUUGACAUUGCUUUGGAGAUUUCUCAGUUGCCAAAAUUCACCGGACGCAACGCACCCACUGUCAUUACAUAAGGAUUUUACGCAAUAAAUUUGAUUGAAACUAAUUCGAGAAGGAAAGCAAAUAAAAGUAGAGAACUUGUUCAUCUCACGAGCUAUUAUUAUUAUUUUUUGCCCAAAUUUUUUAAGAUAUUGUUGUAUAUUAAAUUACUAAAUUAAGUCUGCCAGCUUUUUAAUUGCAUAGCAUAUGUUACGAAAAAA